Brienomyrus brachyistius is the source of this 1544-nucleotide messenger RNA. RefSeq names its product mediator complex subunit 6 (gene med6). Bases 28 to 768 code for a protein of 246 amino acids. The transcript is spliced from 8 exons. NCBI's taxonomy places the organism in Eukaryota, Metazoa, Chordata, Actinopteri, Osteoglossiformes, Mormyridae. Gene Ontology annotation, molecular function: transcription coactivator activity. Gene Ontology annotation, biological process: regulation of transcription by RNA polymerase II. Gene Ontology annotation, cellular component: core mediator complex; mediator complex. The record is from RefSeq and is a predicted model, not a curated record.
GCUGCUCGAAUCGGUAAUAUUAUCAAGAUGGCGGCGGUUGAUUUAAGAGACAACCUUUUAGGAAUAUCCUGGGUUGACAGUGGAUGGGUACCUAUCUUAAAUCCGGGAAAUGUGCUCGACUACUUUUCUGAGAGAAGUAACCCCUUCUACGAUCGUACGUGCAACAACGAGAUGGUCAAGAUGCAACGUCUCAGUCUAGAUCAUCUGAAUCAGAUGGUGGGUGUGGAAUAUAUUCUACUUCAUGCUCAAGAACCAAUUCUCUACAUAAUUAGGAAACAGCAGAGGCAAUCUCCAACACAAGUCACCCCCUUGUCUGAUUAUUACAUCAUUGCGGGUGUAGUCUACCAAGCUCCAGAUUUGGGCUCUGUAAUUGGUUCCAGAGUGUUAUCUGCUGUCCAUGGAAUCCAGUCUGCCUUCGAUGAGGCAAUGUCUUACUGUCGUUACCACCCUUCCAAAGGGUACUGGUGGCACUUCAAAGACCAGGAAGAAAGAGAAAAGGCAAAGCCAAAAUCCAAAAAGAAAGAGGAGCCAAGCUCUCUGUUUCAGAGACAGAGGGUUGACGCGUUGCUUGUGGAUCUCAGGCAGAAGUUUCCCCCAGCCUUCUAUCAGCCAAAACCUGGAGAAAAGCCUAUUCCAGUGGAAGUAAAGAAGGAGCCAGAGACUUCAACUGAGGCAAUACGGCAGGAGGAAAGAGAGCCAGCAGCCAAGACUCCUGCCCCCACACCCCCCAGCAAAGCUCCACCAGAGAAACGGCCACGGUUGCAGUAGUACAAUAAAAAUAUUUAGGCCAUGUGUACUGCACACUACAUACAAGAAAAAGACUUUGUUUUGUUUAUCGUAUACAGUGUCAGUGCUGAAUCACCAUUCUUCACAAGCCAGGCAAGGACAAAUGCAGUAGUUAUACAUGAACCUUCCAGCGACUGACUCACUUCUAUGACACUCUUCAUUCUAAUUACAUUUCUUUCUUUCUUUUUUUUUGUGGCAUACACACACAAUAGUUGACCCGUUUGUUCCAAAAAUGGUUGCAUUGCAGGUUGUUUGGAAAACUACAUUUGUAGACUGGACAGGGCAACUGAGAGAUGUCUUAAACGUGAGAGAUUGUGAGAGAAAUGUUUGUUUAAAGCUGUAAGAUUGUCUGCCUAAAUAAGAGUUAUGUAUAAUUCUCAACCUAUAAGUACUUUUGGGACUGGUGAUAAUUUCCAAAAUAACCCAAAACCACAUUGUAAUUUUAUAAUAAUGUGCAUCAUCUCAGAAUUUCUUAAAGCUGAAUCAGUAUGCGUUGAGUAAAAGUCAACUCUUCAAAAAGUGUUAAUUUUGUAAACAUGCAUAUUUUAUGUAUUUGUAUAUUAUAUUUUAUGAAUAACUCGAACAGAAGUAUUUGACUAGUAUGUACUUGUGAUCUGCAUUAAUUUAGACAUAAUUUAUUCGUCGAUUAGGUGUAUAAUAGUUAUAACAAAUAUGUCGAUGAGACCAAUGCAAGGAUUUUUUUUCCAAGAUUACUUUUGUAUGCCCAACAAGUUUUAUAUUAAACGCGAUUCUCAGCG